Messenger RNA from Histoplasma capsulatum G186AR, 423 nucleotides. RefSeq lists its product as uncharacterized. The transcript is spliced from 4 exons. NCBI's taxonomy places the organism in Eukaryota, Fungi, Ascomycota, Eurotiomycetes, Onygenales, Ajellomycetaceae. The record is from RefSeq and is a predicted model, not a curated record. Bases 1 to 423 code for a protein of 140 amino acids.
AUGGCCGGAGAACUCUGUCAUGAAGGUAAUGUUUCGAAAACCCCCUUCACAUCUUACCGAGGAUGCCGCCACUCGGAAAUCCUUUCCGUUGCUCUGGACCCGAUCUCCUCAGGUUCAGGGGAGGUAUUAACGCAUUCUGCCAAGGCGGGAGAAAAUCAAAUAAAAGUGCAAGUGGUGUGGGAAGCAUUGGGCUUGAAAUGCAUGUAUGUCCAUGCAAAAAUCAACACCAUCAAAUUAGCGUCGCGUUAUCUGGAACCAAUGGAAACUGAACAGAAAUUCGGUGGCGUGCUCGCCAUGCACGGAAGAAACGCAAUGAUUCUCUUUCAAGCUUCGAAAGCGAUCACGAAGCUUUCGCUUCGCAUCGAAGAAGCUAAAAAGCACGAGAAGGAUUAUUUCCAAGGUUACCUGUUCUCCACUUGGUGA